UCUGCACCUAGGUGGGAGCAAGCAAGACUCCUCUUGUUGUGGGCCCAUCUUAUUCCAUAGGAAAAGCCAGCAGAAUGUCUGAUGGUCGUAUACAGCAGAACCCCGGACCGGCAGCUUACAUGUUACCCUCCACCGAUAUUAAUAUGAGUAAAGCACCGGCUUAUUCUAUAUCCACGAAGGCAGUGCCACCCAGAGGUGCUACCUGGUCUCCUGGACCAGCCGCUCACAGCGCUCAUAUGGUUAAAUAUGAUAAAUACAGCACUCCUCGAAUCACCUUUGGAAUCAAGCACAGCCCUUUCAAGGCUCUUCCUGGAUUUGAUACUCAGAAAUGACUUUUCAGAUAAAUAAGAAAACAAUUUAUCCAUUUAGAGAAGUAUUUUCUUAAUAAAAAGAAGAUAUUCUCUCUGCUGCUUACUUUCAUAUUUUAUUAAACAUCGAAAUAAUUAACAUCAAUGGAAAAUAAAUAGUGCCAGUUAACACCUUUCUUGGGUUCUAAAUUAAUUUAGCUAGCUCACUUAAAAUCACAUUAAGGUAUCAUUUGAAUUUUUUCUACAACAAUGUCUAACUGUAAACAAACACACACAGAAUUAAAUUAAUUUUAAAUUUGUUCUACCGCAUCACUUGUGAGGAGUUAAAAUACAUAAAGUUACCAUACAACUGGACCUGGUUUAAAACAAGCUUCUUCACAUUUGUUAUACUUUUAAUAAUUUAAUCUAACCUUUUUAGAAGCUAACAAGUGUGGCAGUGAAACGGGCGAUUUGGCAACCCUGGAAAUAACAAUUUACGUUAGAAAUUAGGAAACGGGAGAGGUGCCAUCUGGUCAACAAAUCUUCCCCAUUGAUCCUGAUUUCGGUGUUCAGUUCAUGGAGGUAGGAAGUCAAGGUCCGUAGAAAGAAGGUUCUUUGGAACCUUGGG
Molecule: messenger RNA, 915 nt
Organism: Stegodyphus dumicola
Lineage: Eukaryota; Metazoa; Arthropoda; Arachnida; Araneae; Eresidae
Product: ciliary microtubule associated protein 1A-like
Cellular component (GO): cytoskeleton
Source: RefSeq, a predicted model, not a curated record